AUGGAACGACUGCAGAAGAAGCAAGCCACCCUUCGACAAGCCAUCGACGCCAUCAUCGCAGAGAGCAGCGAGGAGCUGCAAGCGCCAGCAACAGCGAUCGGUGAGCUUGAAGAACAUUUGGAAAACCUUGUAGAGCAAGCAAAUGAGCUAAAGGCAGUAAACGACGCCAUCGAGAAGAACAUUGAGCUGCAGGAACUCGAUGCCGCGCUGACCGAAUGCAUUGACUACAAUAAGAAAAUCACCACUAUGAAGACGAAACUCAAAAGAGCCAUAAAAAACGAAUCCUUGAGUGAAACAAGAUCAAGCACUUCAUCAGGAACGAACGAUUCGGAACAAGCAGUACAUUCUGGUGCUGUUCAGAGCACAGUAGCGACGACUCUCCAGCUGCCGUCAUUAACAACCAGGCUUCCGAAGCUGGAGAUCGCCAAGUUCAAUGGAGAUCUACGCUCGUGGACUAGAUUCUGGAACCAGUUCGAGUCGACGAUUCACAAAAAUCCAGCUCUUCACACCAUCGACAAGUUCCAGUAUCUGACUAGCUAUCUAACCGGAAAGGCCGCGGCCGCUAUCGAUGGACUGCCACUCAGUGAUCGAAAUUAUGACAUUGCUGUGAAGACAUUGGUCGAAAGAUUCGGCAGGGACGAGGUCAUCAUUGAGGAGCACAUGGCGCGGUUGCUUGCGGUCCGCCCGGUGCACAAUCUACACGACACCGAGAGACUGCGUACUCUUUACGAUGAACUCCAGACGGGUGUCCGCAGUCUCGAGGCAUUGGGUGUGGCCUCGAGCACAUACGGCGUGCUUUUGUUGACGAUCCUUCGGAAGAGCAUCCCGAGUGAGCUUUGCCUCGAGUACUACAGGAGAAAGACAACAUCGGAAGCCGUUCCUGAAGGCGACCUUCAGGAUUUCCUAAAUUUCCUGAAGGCGGAGGUAGAGAGCAGAGAGAGAGUACAACGUGCAGUACGACCGGUGCCUGACGCCGCUGUAAAACAGAAAGCUCCACUCACAAGAGAUCGUCAUCAAACACCGUCGGCGUCUGCUCUAACAGUGACUGGAAGCGAGGUGCAUUGCGCCUUUUGUGAUGAAGAAGGACAUACCGCGGCGGAAUGUAUCAACCCCAUUCCCAUAGACCAGAAAAGGGCGGUGAUGUCAAAGGAGAGGCGCUGUUACAAGUGCGCAAAAAGAAAUCACCGUGCCGCCUUGUGCAGAACAUCGAUGUGGCUCAAGUGCGCGAAGUGCUCAGGACGGCACGCAACGGGUGUCUGCGAGCUCAACCAAAGAGUAACGCCGCCUCCCUCAGGCGAAGGUGCUGCACCAACAAGUACUACAGUCCAGUCAUCGCUACAGGUGGAACGAAACCGAGGAAGGGCACGUGUACUUCUACAGACGGCACGAGCGCUUGCGGAAGGACAAAAUAAGAGUGCUUUGGUGCGAAUGCUUCUCGACGGGGGCAGCCAAAGAACGUUCAUACAAGAGGAGGUUUCCCGCAGUCUAAAGCUCCGCGUCAUAGGAGAGGAGAGGCUGACCAUUUAUGCCUUCGGAAGCCAGAGGCCAUUAGAGGAAAGAAGUUGUCGUCGGGUGGAAUGCUGGCUAAGAAACUGGCGCGACAACACCAGAGUCCGCAUCGAAGCGCUGGAGAUGCCCGAGAUCAGCGGAGACCUGCUGCCACCACCGGACGACCGCAUUGCCAACAUCGCGCAGGAACAAGGCCUCGAGCUUGCUGACACAGUACCUGGUGGCUACCAUCCUGGAGUUGGAGUUGAGCUGCUUGUUGGGGCAGAUCACUACUGGGACAUCACGACAGGAAGUGUCAAGCGACUCACUGAGAAGCUCGUGGCCGUGGAAACUGCGUUUGGAUGGGCACUGCAGGGCACAGACACCACAUCGUCUGCCGCAGCGUGCCUAACGAGCGUCGGCGUGAUGCGAGUCAGCGUGAACACAGAACCAGAUGACGUUUCUCGUCAACUUAGGUCAUUCUGGGAACUGGAACACCUUGGGAUCGUCGAUGACGCACCGCUGACCACCGAAAACGACGACGUUCUUAGGGCAUUUGAGGACACCAUCGUCCACAAGAACGGUCGUUACGAAGUGAGGCUUCCAUGGAAAGAGAACGCAUCACAGCUGACAGACAACAAGAGGACAGCAUCCCACAGGCUUCACUCACUCACGGCGAAACUACUGCGAAAUGACGAAAUGAUCCGCAGCUAUGAUCAGGCAGUCCGGAACUACCUUGAUGCCGGACACGCUGAGGAAGCCCCAGAACUGGGUGAGUCCCCGCAGGGGCCCAUUUAUUACAUGCCGCACCGAGGCGUUGUCCGGCCAGGUAGCGAAACAACCAAGUUGAGGGUCGUAUUUGAUGCGUCCUCCAAAGCAGCAGGGAAGCUAUCAUUGAACGACGUUCUCUACGCAGGACCCAACCUAAAUCCAAGUUUGUCAGACAUCCUGAUUCGAUUUCGAGUGCACAAUGUGGCCAUAAUGUCUGACAUAGAAAAGGCUUUCCUCCAAAUAGAGCUGGCUGAGAAGGAGCGUGACGCUCUCCGCUUUCUGUGGUAUCAAAGUACACCAAAGCAAGGCGAAUUACUACCCCCAAUCAAAGAAUACCGGAUGACAAGGGUGCCAUUCGGCGCUACGUGCAGCCCGUUUCUCCUCGCGGCUACCUUGCGUCAUCAUCUGAAAGGUGUCGAGGAGAACUUUUCCCGCACCGCUAAGCUCCUAAGUGACAACCUGUAUGUCGACGACUUUGUGACUGGUGCUGACAGUGUAGAAGAGGCAGAGCAGAUAUGCAAGGAAGCGCAGGCUAUACUCGAGAUGGGAGGCAUGAACCUCAGGAAAUGGCGAUCGAAUAAUCAAGACGUAAUGGCAUCGCUUACUAAGAUUGAGACAGCCCAAACGGCUAUACCGGAGUUGGGCCCCACAAAGAUUCUCGGUGUGGAAUGGAGGCCUGCGACAGAUGAGUUCGUGUUUGAGAUGUCCGCCCUGAUUGCAUUUUUGGCAAGUAGGCAGGACACAAAGCGAUUUCUGUUACAGACCUCAGCACGCAUUUUCGACCCAUUUGGUUUCCUUGCGCCCACUACGAUUACCGCAAAGAUAAUGUUUCAAAGCCUCUGGGUGCGGGGUACAGCAUGGGACGAAAUUAUUCCCCCAGAUGUGCAAGAGUGA
This is a messenger RNA of Rhipicephalus sanguineus (brown dog tick), 3153 nucleotides long. RefSeq lists its product as uncharacterized. The record is from RefSeq and is a predicted model, not a curated record. The transcript has a single exon. Gene Ontology annotation, molecular function: nucleic acid binding; zinc ion binding. Bases 1 to 3153 code for a protein of 1050 amino acids. Lineage: Eukaryota; Metazoa; Arthropoda; Arachnida; Ixodida; Ixodidae.